AAUUACAAAGUCGACAAAAUGUCAGUUGUCUAAUAAACUACGUUGUCCGUCACCUUGACAGUUGACAAGUUGAGACAGGCCAUUUGAUUUGUCAUCAACUCUAUCCUAGGACGACAUUCUUCGAGUCUGGAUUCAUAAAAGACAACAAUAUAUUCCGGGAACAUUUUGCUGUGGACUCUGAUCUUCGUUAUCUCAGACCUGUGUUUUGUCCGAUUCGUUAUCGUCUUCCUUCAUAAACCACACGACCAUGAAACCACGUCCUUCAAACUCUCCCGCACCAGAACCCGCUAUCGCAAACAUGGAGAGACGAGGAAUCGCUGCAAUCGCAUCGCUGCUCAGCCUACUCUCCCUCUUCGCCGCCAUGUGCGACUCGAUCGAGUCGCCGCAAUAUACGAUCGUCCACGUGGAGUCAGACUUUGAGGUGAGGCUGUACGGGAAUUCCUCGUGGAUGUCCGCUCAGGCAAGCGACCUCUCCUUUGAGAUGGCCACUCUCAACGGCUACCAGAGGUUGUUUGAGUACACCCAAGGUGCCAAUUUGAAUUGCUCUAGGUUGGCAAUGACAUUACCUGUCUUGACGAGCAUCGUUCCGGGGGCAGGACCCCUCCACUCGUCAGCCUAUGUCGUACGUUUCUACUUGCCCACGAAAUUCCAAUCGACCCCACCAACCCCGCUUCCCGAGCUGAAGCUAGAACCAUAUGAUUGGAGCAGCCACUAUGUUGCCGUCAGGAAGUUCCCUGGAUUCGCACUGGACGACAUCGUUGUCAAAGAAGCAAGAAAACUCGCUCUCAGCGUAAGCAGAUCUACAUGGGCAAAUAUUACUUCCAAAAGCGACUAUGCAUACUCGAUUGCACAGUAUAGCACCCCGUUCCAGAUCAUCGGGCGAGUGAACGAAGUCUGGGUGGAUGUUGAAGUAGCUGGAGUGAAUGGACAUAAGUUAGGCGGUGUAGCUUCAUCCUGAACUUAUAUGCUUAUUUGAGUGGUAAAUGAAUCAUGUCUGUCAUUGCUGAUAAUGUUGCCUGAGGGUUAAGUAGAUAAAAGACAAGAAGUAUGCUCUUAUUAUAACAGUAAUUAUGGACAUAGUGUGCAAGUUGUCUCUAAAAAAAAGUACUUUACGUUUCAUGCUGCCUUGUGUCCGUGUAUAUUCACAGGUCAGCGGGGAUUGUAGUACUCUAUAUAGGUUCAUAUGAUGAGUAAAGUUCGGGUUGUUGUUUGUGCUC
Syzygium oleosum is the source of this 1217-nucleotide messenger RNA. RefSeq lists its product as uncharacterized. The transcript has 2 exons. The record is from RefSeq and is a predicted model, not a curated record. Lineage: Eukaryota; Viridiplantae; Streptophyta; Magnoliopsida; Myrtales; Myrtaceae. The coding region runs from base 248 to 958 and encodes 236 amino acids.